Molecule: messenger RNA, 651 nt
Organism: Schistosoma mattheei
Lineage: Eukaryota; Metazoa; Platyhelminthes; Trematoda; Strigeidida; Schistosomatidae
Source: the annotation of a GenBank genome assembly
AUGAGUUCUUUCACUCUCAUCUGUGUUUUUGUCGUCAACAUUUUUGUACAAGGAUUGGUCAGCAGUCUGCCUGAAGAAUAUGAAACUCAGGUGAAAAACUAUCCAGACAUUAUACAAUCUAAAGAAAAAUGUCUGCCUCAACAAGGCAAUUAUGAAUUUGCAAGUACACUCGUUUGUGAUCCGGAUGGCUUGUUAUCUGUUGCACAAAUAAACAUGUUAAACACCAAACUACAUCACAUCAGAACAUCUGUAAACUUCGACAAACCUAGCUGUGAUAUAAAUAAUCCACGGCCAGUAAUAGGAGUGGCGAUAGUUAAAAAAAUAGAAGUUGAUAAUAUGGACAAGGAUCGACUAUUGAGAUGUGCUGCAAUAUUCUCAUAUCGUUUAUUCGAUAAAUGGAACCUACCAUCUCAUUGUCAUUCUGAAUCUGGUAAAAUUAUUCUGUUAUACUCGAAAGAUGAUGGAGUGUUAUAUACAAUCGCUGGGAAUCUGCUGAGACGAAAACUUACAAGUAAACAAAUCAUAAACAUUGCCAUACGGUCUCGGGAACAAUUUUCUACCAGUAUAAGUGACGGUAUUGCUUAUAUCAUAGAGCGGUAUAGGGAGGCGGUUGAAUCGAGAUCAGCGGAUCUCUUUGACAAAGCCAAAUAA